AUGUACUCCUCCGGGGAGCUCUGGAACUCUACCGAGCAGGUCUGGAUCAAUGGCUCAGAUGCAAACUUCUCUCAGGGAAGACAUGGGGACGAAGAAGAAGAGGAAGGAGAACAGCAUCCUUUUCUCACGGAUGCCUGGCUUGUCCCUCUUUUUUUCGCCCUCAUCAUGCUUGUUGGACUGGUGGGGAACUCUCUGGUGAUUUAUGUCAUCUCUAAACACAGGCAGAUGAGAACAGCAACCAACUUUUACAUAGCAAACCUUGCCGCCACUGACAUCAUUUUCUUGGUGUGCUGUGUCCCCUUCACCGCCACCCUCUAUCCUCUCCCCGGAUGGAUCUUUGGCAACUUCAUGUGCAAAUUUGUUGCCUUUCUGCAGCAGGUGACAGUCCAAGCCACCUGUAUCACUCUGACAGCAAUGAGUGGAGACCGCUGUUAUGUCACAGUGUACCCUCUGAAAUCUCUUCGCCACCGUACCCCAAAGGUUGCCAUGAUCGUCAGUGUUUGCAUUUGGAUUGGCUCCUUCAUCCUGUCCACACCUAUUUUGAUGUACCAGCGUAUAGAGGAGGGUUACUGGUAUGGUCCGAGGCAGUACUGCAUGGAGAGAUUUCCCUCAAAAACACAUGAGAGAGCUUUCAUCCUCUACCAGUUUAUUGCUGCCUACCUGCUGCCGGUCCUCACAAUCUCCUUCUGCUACACUCUGAUGGUGAAGAGAGUCGGCCAGCCCACAGUUGAACCUGUAGACAAUAACUAUCAGGUCAACCUUCUGUCUGAGAGAACCAUCAGUAUCAGAAGCAAAGUGUCCAAGAUGGUGGUCGUUAUCGUCCUCCUUUUUGCUAUCUGCUGGGGUCCCAUACAGAUCUUUGUCCUCUUUCAGUCAUUCUACCCAAACUACCGGCCAAACUACGCCACAUACAAGAUCAAGACUUGGGCUAAUUGUAUGUCGUACGCCAACUCUUCAGUCAACCCCAUAGUUUAUGGUUUUAUGGGAGCAACCUUUCAAAAGUCCUUCAGGAAAACAUUCCCCUUUCUGUUCAAGCACAAAGUCAGAGACAGCAGCAUGGCUUCAAGGACGGCGAAUGCGGAGAUCAAAUUUGUAGCUGCAGAGGAAGGAAAUAAUAAUAAUGCGCUCAACUGA
Molecule: messenger RNA, 1134 nt
Organism: Cheilinus undulatus (humphead wrasse)
Lineage: Eukaryota; Metazoa; Chordata; Actinopteri; Labriformes; Labridae
Gene: kiss1ra
Product: KISS1 receptor a
Exons: 5
Coding region: 1-1134 (377 amino acids)
Biological process (GO): neuropeptide signaling pathway
Cellular component (GO): membrane
Molecular function (GO): G protein-coupled peptide receptor activity
Source: RefSeq, a predicted model, not a curated record